Messenger RNA from Magnusiomyces paraingens, 2583 nucleotides. RefSeq lists its product as uncharacterized. The record is from RefSeq and is a predicted model, not a curated record. The coding region runs from base 1 to 2583 and encodes 860 amino acids. The transcript is spliced from 4 exons. NCBI's taxonomy places the organism in Eukaryota, Fungi, Ascomycota, Dipodascomycetes, Dipodascales, Dipodascaceae.
AUGGCUACGAUGUACUACACCAUACUGGCAAAUCUGGGUCCUGAAAAUAUUGAAAUAUCUUUUUCAUCAAUAGAAGAAUCCGUUUAUGGCUCUAAGGAAAAGUAUUUUGACUCUACUGAGCAUAUUCGAAGUUCAAUUAACAAAUUAUUGGGGGAAGGAACUGAUGGAGUUGAACCGACUUUUACAACUGACAGCCUUAAUUUUUCUAUUGAGGAAGAAUUUCACCUUGACGAUGAUGAAUCCAAUGGCACUGACAUUGACCUUAGUCUUAACAAUAAUAUUAAUAACGAUGAAGAUUGCUUGAGCGAAAUUUUUGAUAAAAACUUUUGUUUAAAAGAAGACGCAGUUGGUAUCAUUGAAAAGAUUUCGGCUAAUCACCAAUCAACAUUUUUGGAAAAAAACGAUCCACAGGAUAUGGAAACAACAAAGUCAAGCGUCUGCGAUACAGACAAAUCUCAUACUUUUGAACCCAAAACUUUUUCUGAAGAUGAAGUUUCUGAGCUUUUGUCUUCAGUUGUUAAGAUGAUUCUUCUUCGUUCUAAUAAGGCUUCUGAUAUUGGAAAGCUUCCAGCUAACAAAAUUAAGAAAAGAUAUGCCAAUGAUUUUUGGACUAGAGAACCCCAGUUAAGAACUCUUCGCAAAGGUUUUCUUCAAUACAUCAAGGACGAAAAAAAAUUGCAGGCACGUUUUUCUGUUCUUAAUAAUCUUUGUCUUAUGUUUGAGUGUAAUGAAAGUUUAUCAUUCAAACAAGCUUCUAAAUUUAUUUUAAGACUUUCAAAAGCUCAUGGUCAAUCUAGAACUUUUACUAAGGAGGUUCUGAGCAAGAUAGAAAAAAUUUGUUAUUUGACUUUCCAUACUGGAAAACUUGACCCAAAAUCUAAGCCAGUUCUUGCUUUUACUAGCGAUCCAAAAACAGCAAAAAAAGCAGGAAUUCUGUCUAAAAAGAAUAGUGCACUUAAAGGAUGUCCCCGUGCAACACCUGGAGAAAAUCUAAAAGAGUUGUUUCCUAAUGCAAAAUUUAUUGAUUUUCCCAAUGUCAAAAUGAUACGUCGUGGUGACUGGACUACAGGUGAUGAGGUUGUUUAUUUUUGCGCAAAUAGAUGUAUGGCCUUUACUGGUGCAUACUAUGAUUUGGCUGAAUGUAUUCAGUGUGGCCAUCCGCGUGAUCCAAUGUAUCGAUUUUAUUAUUUUUCACCUCGUGAAAAAGUCAGAGACUUUUUUGAAAAUAAGAUUUUGGCUAGGAUAAUGAAAGAUGCACAUAAGCGACAAAGUACUGACGGUUCAAUAGAGGAUUUUUUUGAUGGAAAGCUUUAUAAACUUCUUUCACAAAAAAAAAUUCAAAACGCUCAAUUAGGUGAAGAUUAUCAAGAAACUAUAUCGCUAAAGUAUUUUGAAAAUGAAACCGAUUUAGCAUUUAUGAUCUCAUUUGAUGGCGUACCUGUGGAGUUUGGAAAUAAUUCCUACAACAUUGUCGUUGCCAGAUGCUUAAAUUUACCACCGGAAGAGCGCAAUAAGCAGUCAAAUUCAAUAAUAUUAAUGUCUUUUCCUUCUGGUGUUAAUCCUAUUGCUAAAAAAGAGAAAUCCGCCGACUCCAAACCUCGUGAUAUUAAGUGGUAUAAUAAGAUUUAUAGAGAAGUCUUAAAUGAGGAAGCAAAAGCUGCCCCAGAUCGCAACAAAUUCACUAAACAGGGAGAUAUUGAAAAUCUAAACUUUUUGACAUUGCCUUUGCACACAUUGCGGCAUAUGGCCCAGGUGAUUCAAGAAGUUGGUCCAGUUAGAGCGAUAUGGUGUUUCGCAACUGAAAGAUCUUGCGGUAUAUUGAGAACUCAAAUAAAAUACGGAAAGGCCCCUCAUCUUACUCUUUCCAAUCGUUAUAUUUAUCAAUCAAUACUUAACAGUCUUUCCGGAUCAGUAUGCGAAUUUUCAAUUGGUGCCAAGUUGCCUAGGAACCUCAAAUAUAAGCCACAAACUGAGCUAGAAAUAACAAGGCAAAUUGAAGUUACUGAAAUGAUCAUGAAAUAUCUUGAAAAUGAUGAGCGAAGUCUGGAAGCUUGUGGUGGAUCCCAUAAUAUUAAGGCUAAGUUUUACAAAAGGAUCCUUUUUUUUCAAAGAGACCUUUCUGCGUACAUUAACAAGUAUGCACGGAUCAAAAAUAAAAACAACUCUUCUAGUCAUGUAAUGAUUGAAGAUAUUGUUGAAAUUGACUCUUUGGGUCCAGGAAUUCCCACCAAGUUUGCUGUGGUAAAGGAAUUUCAAAUUGGUGUUGUGAAGCCUCGCAAUUACAAACUGCAAUUUUUUGGAAACAGUGAUAAUAAUAGUGGCUAUUCGAUUAUUGGUUAUUAUAUUGACAAUAAAGACUUUGUUCGUGAGCCUUCAAAAUUUUUUUCACCACUCUCUCGUGUUAUCGAAGUUAGAGAUGUUAUAUGCCCAGUUUGGCCCAUUAAUGAUGGAGAGUUAUCGAUAUUUGUAGAUCCAUCAUUUGUGGAAGAAUACAAAAGAAGCGAUGGUACAAUAGCCAGAAUUGAGGAAUAUGAUGAUGAGGAGGAUUUCAAUCAUGUUUGUAAGCAGUACACGAAUAUUUAA